AUGUUAGGUAAACGAGGCUUCAAGCCCGCCAGGGGUGGCGGAGGCCGCCCUUCUGGCAAGCCGAUGCGCGGCCGCGGGUUCAAGGGUGGCCGCGGCGGCGGCCCGGGCGGUAAGCGCGGCCCGGGAGGGGGCUCCGCGAACAAGGUGAUGGUGGUGCCGCACCGUUUCUCUGGCGUCUACAUCGCCAAGGGGAAGGCCGACGCCUUGGUCACGCGCAACAUGGUCCCCGGGGAGUCCAUCUACGGCGAGAAGCGCAUCCAGACGAUGAACGAGGAAUCCGAACCGACCGAGUACAGGGUGUGGAACCCCUUCAGGUCCAAGCUGGGCGCCACCAUUAUCGGCGGUGUGGCCAACAUGCCUAUUGAGAUUGGAUCCAAGGUGCUCUACCUCGGCGCCGCUAACGGCACUACGGUGUCUCACGUUUCCGACAUGGUCGGCCCUACCGGCAUGGUGUAUGCCGUGGAGUUUUCCCAUCGUUCGGCUCGCGACCUGACCAACAUGGCCAAGCGGCGCCCCAACAUCGUGCCGAUAGUGGAGGACGCGCGCCAGCCGCUGCGUUACCGCAUGCUUGUCGGCAUGGUCGACGUCGUGUUUGCUGACGUCGCUCAGCCUGACCAGGCGCGCAUCGUCGCGAUCAACGCGUACCACUUUCUGAAGCCCGGAGGGUGGUUCAUCAUUGCCAUCAAGGCGAACUGCGUGGACUCGACCGCGAAGCCUGAGGCCGUGUUUGCCGCGGAGGUCGACAAGCUGCGCAAGGAGAACUGCAAGCCCCGUGAGCAGCUCACGCUGGAACCCUACCACCGCGACCACGCAGUGGUCAUCGGGCAGUACCGCGUCAAGAAGAAGAAGGCCACAUGA
Molecule: messenger RNA, 858 nt
Organism: Babesia bigemina
Lineage: Eukaryota; Apicomplexa; Aconoidasida; Piroplasmida; Babesiidae
Product: fibrillarin, putative
Exons: 6
Coding region: 1-858 (285 amino acids)
Biological process (GO): box C/D sno(s)RNA 3'-end processing; rRNA methylation
Cellular component (GO): small-subunit processome; box C/D methylation guide snoRNP complex; nucleolus
Molecular function (GO): histone H2AQ104 methyltransferase activity; RNA binding; rRNA methyltransferase activity
Source: RefSeq, a predicted model, not a curated record